Fusarium musae is the source of this 1161-nucleotide messenger RNA. RefSeq lists its product as uncharacterized. NCBI's taxonomy places the organism in Eukaryota, Fungi, Ascomycota, Sordariomycetes, Hypocreales, Nectriaceae. Bases 1 to 1161 code for a protein of 386 amino acids. The transcript has 2 exons. The record is from RefSeq and is a predicted model, not a curated record.
AUGGCCGAAGUUGCGACAAGCCUCUGCUGGCCAGAGCCAGUGGACGGCAACGGGCAGGAUGGUGCUCUUGUCAAGACCUUGUCGCCAACAGAUGACGUCGUCAACGGGUACCCUGCUGAGAUGAGGUUUCUGGGAAAGAAGCUAAGUAAGAAGAAGAAGAAGAAGGGCGGUAAAGAAAAGACAAUGGUUAGCGAACCUCAGCCCAUCGAAUCGCCUCCUCUCGAAUGCCAAGAAACGACCUUUGCAGAUGAAUCCUUAGCUGCUGAGACAGUCACAAUGGCAAAGGAUGAGGAGCCGUUAUUCGACAUCCCUGAGGCCAUCCAAGGUGACACUAUACCCGCAGAAGACAUAGUGCCGGAGGUCCAGAGCGCUCAUGAGCCAUUACCUGAGUCUCCUGUUCCAGAGCACGUUAAUGGUGACACGGAGACUGAUGUGCCACCACCUGCCCGUGAGGCACAGGAGCUCAUAUAUCUUCCAUUCAGCGCCCAGCAUAAGCUCAUGAUGCAUCUACAGGAGCGCCUUGAGACCAUGUGCUUUUCCUUCGCACAGCGCGUCCUCCCCAAUGCUCUCGAAACCCGCGGUUGGGAUUGUCCCGAAAUGGUCCAGUUGCAUCUUUGGAUGAACUGCCUUAGUUUCCAACAGUAUGUGGAGGAAAGGGUCCCUGGUACGAACGAGCGUGAUCAACUACACAGUUCUAUCAUCGAGAUUUGGCGUUGCGCUACUAUACGCAAGCGAAUUGAUACGACUGUGUUAGAGGCUCUUCUCUCCUCCGCUUUGGAACUAGCCAAAGUUCUCGAGGAGGAACGUUCAGUCAAUGAGCUUGAACAAUUACGAGAUAUUGUCAUCCAAACAACUCAUCGCCUUGCGGAGGAAACUCAUGUAAUUCAGGACAGAUAUGAGACAAAGCUGCAGGACAUCACUGCUGCUCGGGCAAGGUUAGAUGUCAUGGAGGAGAACACCAAAGCCUUGCUUUCCAGGAGGUUGGAGAAGAGUCGUUCUACGGCCAAUGGCAGAAUCAUCAUGCUUGUACGCGAGGCGGAAUGCUCGACCCCAAAAGUAGCCCUCCCUGGUGGUUCAACAACGAGAUCUUGUCUGGAUUGGAUGAACGAUCUUGAGAGUAGCCUGGCUCUUGGCGAGGAUAAUGAGGACUUUGUCAGGUAG